AUGUAUAAUAACUUACCAGAGAUUUAUAUUCUCCAGACCCCAUGUGCUUCCCUGUGUCUUCCAAAGAAGUCUCACCAUGACGUUUUCAAUGGGUCCCUUGCAUUGACACCUGCGACAUUCACUCUUGUUGGCAUUCCAGGACUAGAGGCAGAGCACAUCUGGGUAUCCAUCCCUUUCUGCCUUUUAUACAUCAUCAUCUUCCUAGGAAAUGGCAUCAUUCUUCAUAUUAUCUGGAUUGAUCCUGCUUUGCACCAACCCAUGUACUUCUUUUUGGCCAUGCUAGCGUUUGUUGAACUUGGGGUCUCUGCUUCCACCAUGCCCACUGUGUUAGGAAUUUUCCUCUGUGGAAUUAAUGAUGAGUUUGGUGGUUGUCUGCUCCAGAUGUUUUCAAUGCACUCUUUUACCAUCAUGGAGUCAGGUGUCCUUCUGGCUAUGUCUGUAGACUGUUUUGUGGCCAUCUACAGCCCUCUACACUAUACAACCAUCCUGACAAUCCCCCGCAUCAUUGGGAUGGGUGUCACCACUGCCUUUCGAAGUGUGGUGCUCAUGUUUCCACUGCUCUCUCCUUUCUGUGGCCACAAUAACCUCACACACUCUUACUGUCUCCAUUCAGAUCUCAUCAAAUUACCCUGUGGAGACACCCGCCCCAAUAGCAUCCUGGGUCUGUUUGUCAUUACCUCCACAUUUGGGCUGGACUCAUUGCUCAUUGUGGUUUCUUAUGUGUUGAUUCUUCACACUGUACUAGGAAUAGCUUCUGGAACUGGGAGGUGGAGGGCACUUAACACAUGUGUGUCACACAUCUGUGCUGUUCUUAUGUACUAUGUGCCCAUGAUCAGCCUCUCCUUGCUGAAUCGCUUUGGGCGACACUUACCUCCACUCCUCCAGACUGUCAUGGCCAAUGCCUACCUCUUCUUCCCACCCAUGGUCAACCCCAUCGUCUAUAGUAUAAAAACUAAGAAAAUUCGCAAUAGCAUUGUUCGCACACUGACUAGAAAGAGGCAUGGGGUCUAA
Molecule: messenger RNA, 1011 nt
Organism: Mustela erminea (ermine)
Lineage: Eukaryota; Metazoa; Chordata; Mammalia; Carnivora; Mustelidae
Product: olfactory receptor 51G2-like
Biological process (GO): G protein-coupled receptor signaling pathway
Cellular component (GO): membrane
Molecular function (GO): olfactory receptor activity; G protein-coupled receptor activity
Source: RefSeq, a predicted model, not a curated record